UACCAUUGCGGAUGUGUUGAAAUUGUGUGAGGAAGUAAGGUGUUACGUUAUUAUUUUUCGACUUGUUGGUUUAUAAUGGCUCCAAGUAUCGGUGUGAAUCUGCGAGUUACGGGGCAUUGUAGUCAGGGGGGUAGGAAAUAUAUGGAGGACAUGUUUUCCGUUGCGUAUCAACAGACAGAAGAUGAGAAAGAUCUUGAAUAUGCUUUCUUCGGAAUUUUCGACGGCCAUGGCGGGCGAGAAGCUGCAACGUUUGCAAAAGAACAUCUUAUGGAUUACAUCGUAAAUCAGAAGGGGUUUUGGUCUGAUAAAGAUGAAGACAUUCUGAGGGCCAUACGAGAUGGAUUUCUACAAACCCAUCUCUCUAUGUGGGGGCAAUUAGAGAGUUGGCCGAAGACGGUAUAUGGGCUGCCUAGUACGUCUGGCACAACAGCAAGUGUAGCUUUUAUUAGGAAGGGAAAGAUAUAUAUAGGUCAUGUUGGUGAUUCUUCCAUUGUGUUGGGUUAUCAAGAAGAAGGUGAAACUGUGUGGAAGGGGCGACCUCUGACUAGGGACCAUAAACCAGAGAGUGCAGAUGAGACAGCAAGGAUUGUGCAGUCUGGUGGUAAAGUGGUAAGCAAAUCAGGAGUACCCAGAGUUGUUUGGAAUCGGCCACGUCUUGGUCACAGAGGCCCUGUACGAAGAUCUACACACAUAGAUGAGAUUCCUUUCCUAGCUGUUGCCCGGUCUCUUGGUGACCUGUGGAGUUACAAUUCAGAAUUAGAUCAGUUUGUGGUGUCACCAGAACCAGAUGUUGGGGUCAUUACAGUGGAAGUUGGAUGUCAUCGCUGCCUUGUCUUUGGAACAGAUGGACUAUGGAAUAUGCUUAGUCCCAAUGCAGCAGUGGCUGCUGUGCAGGAAGCGGAACAGCACAAUGAGAAACACGUUCUGCAGCAGCACAACUCAGCACAUCAGCCGCAGGUAUGGAUCAAUCCAUCUAAAAACCUGGUGGAUCGUGCCCUUGAUCGUUGGUCUGCAACACGGCUGCGAGCAGACAACACUAGUGUGGUAACAUUAAUGCUUGACCCACCAGGUCCCCCUCGGGCUCAGGUUCUGUUAAGCCAAAAGCAGCAGCAAUUGGAGCAGCUAGCAGACAUGCCUCUUCCUCAGUGGGAACCACACACACCCAUCGCCUCUCCCUGUCAGCCCAAUAAGAAGGUUGAACCAAACAUCAGUGCAUUGCAGAGUGGAUCGUCAUGUUCCAAGGAUAUACAGAACUAUGAUCCCACCGGAGGAGUAGCCAUCUUCACCCGUUAUCCUGUUGCCACAUUUGCAGGUGAAAGUCCAGACAGUAGCACUGGGCGAGUUUGCAAAGUUGGGAGCAUGUUGCACCAGGAGGCGAAGACCCACCAUUCCUCUGCAUCAGUGCAGAUCAAUGAGGUAUCCUCGAGCAACUCGGAUGACACACCAUCGAAACCCGCAUCUUUGGUUAGGCAGCGUGCUUUCAAUUAUGGGAGUGAGAACACCAAGUGCAGUGUGGGUGGGAAACGCCGGCAUAGCUCCAUAGCGAAACUCUUGGAUCAUGGAGCUGAUGGAGAUAUUGCUUCUGGUUAUGAACCGUGCCCUAAACGUCGCACCAGGUCAGAAGACAAGCGCCUUUCUGCCCCUCCCACAGAAUAUGAUCUGAACACAAGUGACGUCGAAAAUGAGAGGGUUGCCUGGCCUACACAGUGGCAUGAGGAACGCAAGGUAAGGCUCAAUUUGGAAAAGAAAGUGCUGCUACAGCCAUCGGCAGGUGUUGCGAAGCUGAGGCUGCCUGCCUUCCUCCUGCCCCGGUCCAGGAGCACAACGCGCAUGUUACGCUCUGAUACGGCUGCAGCGCUGCCCAUUCGCACCUUACGGUCCCGCAACAUCAAUAUUGAACAGUCUAAUGUUAAGUCCUUGAAGAAGGCAUCACAUACAAGUCCCCUUCCAGCAAGGCUGGGCGCUGAUACAAGUUCCUCCGGCAGCCGCCAUAGACAGACAUGCUGGGGAAAUAUUGUGAAAUCCAAGGUGAAUACACGUAGUCGCAAGUGAAAAUGAAUAUUUGUAGACAGGCAACUGAAGUGAAAUUCCGGUGAUCACUUACAUUUAACAUUUAACCUUCACAAGCCAUGCAUUGCAUUAUUUGAGUGCCACAUGUGCGGUCUAGCGGACAAGCUUUGCAUUUGCUUCUGCUUAUACAGUUUCCUCCAGUUUAAAAUAUGUCUACCAACCUAGCAGUAUGGAUGGAUUUAAAAUCAUUACUCCCAGACAAUAACAUUAAAUACUGGAUUUUAAAUAGCCUAGUAGCACUAUUUUUUGGGGGGUGGGGUAAAUGUAAAUUAUAAUUUAAAAUGUAGGGAGAAUAAAUAUUUUGGUAAGCAGUAUGUCAACUAGUAAAUGUGAAACAUAAAUUGUAAAUAUGUCAUGUUGACUAUGGGGUCAUAACAUAAAUAUGCCAUAUAUGCAUGUUGAUGUUAUUGCUUCAGAAAUUCCCACCUCUGCAUGGGGUUGUCAUUUGAAGUGCCCAGAAUUGAAGACUACUAUCUUCUGGGAUGUGACACCAUGUAGUCUCGUACAAGUUUACUGAUGUUUCAAACGAAAGUACUGCCCCCAUAUGCAGGAAAGCAGCAAGCAGAGUGCACUGUAAUCCUGAAGAUGGAAGCAUUGUGUUCCUUGAAAACGUCAGUGAACCUCUACCAGAUUACAUCACAUCCCACAACAUAGAACUAUUCAGUCACUGCUGUGAGAACAUCAAGUGUCAUGUAUGCAGAAUGUAAUUCUCAAGGUGGCAGAUUCAUAAUUAGACCCGUACAGCUUAUGUUCCUGUAUCUUAAAGAUUGAUACAGGCAUAAACUGUAGCAAUGUGUUGCCUCUAUCCCUUCGGUUGUGCCUUGCGAUGUGGUUGAACCCUUUUACUUACUUCAUUAUAUCCAACCAUUUUAACAGAACGUAAAUGUAUUGCAGAGGUAUCAUUUUAUACUCUUGUUUGCGUUACAGUUUCCUUUAGCUAGAUCUCCUUUGAUUAGGAUAAUUUUUAUAGUAGACAGGCUGUAGUUUUGUGUUGUUUGUGCAUUUUAUGGGAUGAACUCUGAGAGCAUAUGGUAUGAAGUUACCAUAGAAAUAUUUUUAACAUUUGUGUGUUUGCACAUUUUGUGUGUGUGUGUGUGUGUAUAAUGUGGUUUCUACACUAAAGUACAGCAGAAUCGGGAGUCAUGGAGUUUUCAGGCAAAUAGUUCUCUAAUGCUGUUAAAGUUUUCAUUUGCAUCCUGAAUGUCCCAGUAGACCCUGAUGUUACACCACAGGCACUGCCAGAAAAUUUGCUUACAGAUUUACAUUUCACAUUUAAUACUACAAACAGUAUAAAUAUUUAUACUGUUUGCCUUAAGGAAGAUAAAGAAACAGAUUGCUUUCAAUUUUUGGUAUUUGGCCUACUUCCUCCUCUUAGUUUCGCUUCUUUUCCAAAUAUUGCGAUGGGGUGGCCCUGUGCUCCAUGCCAUGACCACUGUGAGCAUCAUUUUACACAAAACAAGGGAUUCUUUGAAGUGGUUCUGUGUCGUUUAGUGAAUUGUAUGAGUUGCUGAUGUCUAGAGACCAGAGUACUCUUUAGUAAUUCGUAGAUGGGGGAUAUUGGUAAGAGUUAUGACUGCUUUUCUUGCAGCAGGCUACCUGAAAUGGGGAAGGAUGUGGCCAGGUUAAUUUGGAGGUCUAACUACCAGUGCACUUUGAGACCUAGGACUCCAUUUCAUGCAGCCAAGUGACUGUCUGAGCACUCCAUUCAGCAGACUGUGGAAUUUAAUUUGAAAUGUGAGACUUCUAAAUGGUUAGCUGUCACACAGUCACAGUGCAAGGGUUGUACUUAACAUACACCCUGUUAAUUCUAGAUACCAGUAUUCUGAAGGAAACUGUUGCCUCUGCCUUGAAGAUGGAGGUAACAGGUUCCUCUGAAAUCUUAGUACAUAUACAUUUAAUCACAGAAUACUGAACUUGACUAACUACACUUCAGGAAAAAAAUACUUGGAGUCAGACUUCUCUCACAAGCUGCUAGUGUCUUCAGUAUACUUCAGGUUGCCAAUUGUUACGAGCUUAUGUUAGUAAAAGUUGGAAUAUUUUUAAAGCUUUCUUUUCUAGCAAUUUUGUUCCCCCUAUCAGGUCUAGAAAACAGAGAUUAACGACCACGCGACACCCUCUAUCCGCUAAAGUUGGCACUAACUUCGCCGACAAGCGGCGGUCGCUCGGUUGGUAUAGUUUGUUUGCUGACUGCACGCCACGGAGUUUUGUUUGUGCCUAACCACAGGGCUGAAUACCAUUGCUUCAUUUCAUUCUUAUGGACUUGAGGGUUCUGCUGUAUGUAUGCAAUGAAAUCUUGGGAAUUCACUCAUUUGAAGAUGGAAUUAGUGUCUGAUAUUUUAGACACUGUCUCUGGCCCCAGCAUCGGGGAUUUAGGUGAUGAGUGUCAUGCACUCCAUUCUGUAUAUGCCCAGGGGAGUGCCAGUGACUGCCAGACUUUGCCCACUGUUCCCUCAGUGGUGUGUGUGCAUAUGAUACCCAUCACAUCAACCCCUGAUGAUGGGGACAGAACUCGCAUUUUCACAUUGCUGCUCACCUGAGAAAAGAUCACCGUGAAAGCUUCAUAUCAUGUAUGUACCUGUCACUUGAGGAAAUCACAGAGUAUGAGAGUUAUGGUAAUGAUAAUACGCUUAAUAAAGUGGUUUGAGUGUGUCGUGUUUGAUCACUGAAGUGUUUGUACCAAAGGUUAAUAUUAUUAUUACUAUAUUUUAGACAUAUCAAUAGUGUAUUUUUAAAGUGUGUAACAUAUUUUUGUAAACUUCAUAAAUUAAUGUGCACUAUGCAGAAAUGAAGUAACAGGGUCCAGAUGUGAAGGGCCACGUAGUGGUUUUCCGCUGGGAAAUAUAACUGUUGCAUGACUGUUCACUUGUGAAGAGGAAGUGGGGAUCUUGCAGCGGCUUAAUACCCCACUGUGAUAGAUGGAACUUUAUUUUAUUCUACAGAGCAAGUUGUAAAGUUUUAACUCCUGCCUGUUUUGUAUAUGAGAGAGGUCUGGAAAUUGGUGCACUAUUUCUGCCCUAGUAGGGACUAUUUUAGUGGAAUGGUAUAAAAGCUCCCUUUCUGUCUAAUCAGCCAAGUUUGCCAAACAGGAUGAUCAGAUCAAGCGGCAUGCAUGAGGGAAGACAUGCUUACAGAAUUUUGGUAGGAAAGCCUGAAGGAAAGAGGCUACGUGAGGAUGUAGGUUUAGAUGGAAGAGUAAUAUUGAAAUGGAUUUUAUAGAAAUAUGAUGUAGGGCCUGGACUGGAUUCAUGUUGCUCAGGAUAGGGACUGGUGGCAGGCACCUGUGAACAUGGUAACAUAAAAUUCUGGGAGUUUUGAGCAAGUAUUCAUUUGUUAGGAAGGGUUCUGCUACAUUUUGUUACCAGCUGAGUUAGAGAUGAAGUAUCCCAAUUUAGAGAGUUAGGUUGUGAUAAUGUGCUGCCUUGUCAAGAUGUCACUCAUCUCAAGCAGUGGUUGAAUGAUGACUAAAUCACCUUCAGAGGCACACGCAGUCAUGUUGAACUAUCCUGCACAACAAAAUUGGUCUAAACCCAUCACCUAGAUAGUUUGUGCUAAUGCACUGGCUUCCAAUAGGAGCAGUUCAAUGCAGGCCCUGUAUAGGGCAC
This is a messenger RNA of Cryptotermes secundus, 5672 nucleotides long. RefSeq lists its product as uncharacterized. Gene Ontology annotation, biological process: protein dephosphorylation. Gene Ontology annotation, molecular function: mitogen-activated protein kinase binding; cation binding; protein serine/threonine phosphatase activity. The transcript is spliced from 6 exons. Bases 76 to 2052 code for a protein of 658 amino acids. NCBI's taxonomy places the organism in Eukaryota, Metazoa, Arthropoda, Insecta, Blattodea, Kalotermitidae. The record is from RefSeq and is a predicted model, not a curated record. Gene Ontology annotation, cellular component: nucleus; cytosol.